Molecule: messenger RNA, 3345 nt
Organism: Sungouiella intermedia
Lineage: Eukaryota; Fungi; Ascomycota; Pichiomycetes; Serinales; Metschnikowiaceae
Source: the annotation of a GenBank genome assembly
AUGUCUGAUUCCAUCCCGAUCCCCAUCAAGGACACGCAGAAACAACUGCCGAUGUCACCUCUUUCACUCAGUACCGAGGAUGGUGGCGAGACAGAAAGAGCCAUGGCGUCGCUUGCACCUAUGCUCGAGUCAUUUGCUCCAAAAACCAGUGCUGAAGAGUCUAAAGAUGGAAUUGCCAAUAAAAUGAGCACAUCGAGCUCGUCGCCCCGCAGGCCUUCGCUUUCUGCUAUUGGCGAAACGCUGUUGCUCACUCUGGACAAUCUCUCCCACAAUAAUGCGUUGAGCCAGGUGGAUUCCAAAGGGUUUUCCAGAACGAACUCCAACUCGUCUUGGGAUGGCUUUGCCAAAUUGUCCAAGACCCAAUCGAACUCUUCGUCCACCUCCAAGAUUUCUGGAACCACUGGAAGCACUCAGAAGAUUGGAAAGAUCGGAGUGUGUGCCAUGGACGCCAAAGCUAUGUCCAAACCAUGUAGAAGAAUUUUGAGUCGUUUGAUUGAAAAUGGCGAGUUCGAAACAAUUAUUUUUGGUGACAAGGUGAUUUUGGAUGAGGCUAUCGAGAACUGGCCAACCUGCGAUUUUUUGAUCAGUUUUUUCUCCACUGGCUUCCCUCUUGAUAAGGCCAUUGCCUAUGCUAACUACAGAAAGCCAUACAUGAUCAACGACUUGAUUUUGCAGAAAACCUUAUGGGAUCGUCGUUUGGUGUUGAGUAUCUUGAACUUUGUCAAUGUUCCUACUCCUGAGAGAUUGGAAAUCUCCAGAGAUGGUGGUCCUCGCAUCGAUAAGGAAUUGUAUAAUAAGUUAAAAGAGGUUGGCAUUCCUGAGAAGCACUUGAAAGAUUUGACAGACCAAAACGAGCCUGAAUGGAAGAUGUUGGAUCCAGACACUUUGUGGGUUAAUGGAAAGGUCAUGAAGAAGCCAUAUGUGGAAAAACCAGUCGACGGUGAAGAUCACAAUGUGUACAUCUACUAUCCAGUUUCGACAGGUGGUGGUGGUCGCCGUUUGUUCAGAAAGAUCGGAAACAAGUCUUCAGAAUUCGAUCCUGACUUGUGUGCUCCUAGAACAGAGGGCUCGUUCAUUUACGAGAAGUUUAUGGACACUGACAACUUUGAGGAUGUCAAGGCUUAUACUGUUGGUCCUGAAUUUUGUCAUGCUGAGACCCGUAAGUCUCCUGUCGUCGACGGAAUUGUCAGACGUAACACCCACGGCAAGGAGAUCAGAUUUGUUACGGAAUUGACUGAUGGAGAGAAGACUAUUGCAAGAAACAUCAGUCGAAUUUUCAGACAGUCCAUUUGUGGUUUUGAUUUGUUGCGUGUGAAUGGCGAGUCUUAUGUCAUCGAUGUCAAUGGUUUUUCGUUUGUCAAGGACAACAAUAACUACUAUGAUUCGUGCGCCACUAUCUUGAGGGAUUUAUUCAUUCAGGCGAAGAAGACAAGAGACCUCAUCAAGAACAAAAUCCCCAAAAUGUCCCAAAUUAACCAAUCGCAAUUCGAAGAAAAGGAGCAGAAGUGGGUGUUCAAGGGUAUGGUUUCUGUCAUUAGGCAUGCGGACCGCACACCCAAGCAGAAAUUCAAGUAUUCCUUCAGGUCGCCUUUGUUUAUCUCCCUUUUGAAGGGUCACACGGAAGAGGUGAUCAUCAGAGCUGUUCCAGAUUUGCAGGUAGUAUUGGAGACCGUGAAGAUUGCUGAAGAGAAGCAACUCGAGGAUUUGAAGAAGUUGAAGCAGUUGCGUGGUGCUUUAGAGAAGAAGAUUAACUUCCCAGGAACCAAAAUCCAAUUGAAACCAUCAUUGAAUUCUGAGAAUCCCGAAAUUGUUGAAAAGGUGCAGUUCAUCUUGAAGUGGGGUGGAGAGCCAACUCACUCAGCAAGAUACCAGGCAAGCGACGUCGGUGAGCAGUUAGGUCAAAAUAUCAAGUUGCUCAACAGAGAAGCUUUGAAAGAUGUAAAGGUAUACACCUCGUCCGAGAGGAGAGUUAUCGCAAGUGCUCACAUUGCUACUUGCUCCAUGCUUGGUAUGGACACUUUACCAGAUGACUUCUUGAUAAUCAGAAAGGACUUGUUGGAUGACUCCAAUGCGGCUAAGGAUUUGAUGGAUAAGGUGAAGAAGAAGUUGAAGCCUUUGUUGAGACAAGGAGCUGAGGCACCACCACAAUUCACUUGGCCUCCCAAGAUGCCCCAACCGUUCGAGGUGAUCAAACGUGUUUGUGAGUUAAUGAACUAUCACCGUGAGAUCAUGGAUUACAACUUCGAGCAUAAUAAUGUGAACGAAUUCCAAAAGAACUGGUGUUGUGGUGAGGAUCCGUACUUGUUUAAGGAGAGAUGGGACAAACUUUUUCAGGAGUUCUUGACUGUGGAAAAGACACACCCAUCCAAGAUCUCUGAGUUGUACGAUACCAUGAAAUAUGACGCAUUGCAUAACAGACAGUUUUUGCGAAGGGUAUUUUCAUACGAUCCAAAUGACAAGGAGUUGCUUAAGCGGUUGGGAGAUCACUGUGGAGAUACCAUUAACUCCUCCGGAUUGGUUAGUGAGUACCCGAUCAACAUUUUGGCUAUGAAUAAUUUCAAGAUUCCCGGUGAGGCUCCAUCGACUUCCAACUCUAAAUCGAAUUCUGCAUCAAACCUCGGAAAUAUUGUCAACAACACUGCUUCUGCUGGAUCACUAGGUUGGGUCUUGAAAGGAGCAAGCUCUUCAAUUAAGGAAUCUUCAGUCAACAAUGAGGCCAACACUCACAAGAAUACCAAGGUUUUAGAGAACCCAUUCGACCAUCCAACAUUUGCACGUCUUAGAGAAUUAUACCGUUUGUCCAAGGUCCUCUUCGACUUUAUUUGUCCUCAGGAAUACGGUAUUAAAGACGAAGAAAAACUAGAUAUUGGUUUGUUGACCUCAUUACCUCUUGCCAAGAAGAUCUUGUCGGACAUUCAGGAAAUGAAGAAACACGACAAGGCUGCAGUGGUCAACUACUUCACCAAAGAAUCGCACAUCUACACUUUGUUGAACAUCAUAUACGAAUCGCAGAUUCCAAUGAAGAUCGCCAGAAACGCAUUACCAGAAUUGGAUUACCUUUCUCAGAUUGUUUUUGAGAUCUAUGAAUCUGGGGACCCAAACAGUGCAGGUGGUCGCAAGCAUUCUAUCAGAUUAUCGUUGUCACCAGGCUGUCAUACUCAGGAUCCUUUGGAUGUUCACUUGGAUGAUGAUCACUACAUCGGAUGUAUUCCAAGAAUCAGUUUGACUAGACAUUUGGAUAUGGACUUAGUUUCACAGAGGUUGAAGUCCAGAUUCCCCAGAGUCUCACUACCAAAGAAAUUCACACCUGUAAACAUCUCCAGUCCUUUGGUCACAGGUAUUUAG